UCCCAAUAUCUCUCUUUAAUUUCUGUCCGUUUCUCUUAUCAAGUUCUUCAAUUGAUGAAUGCUGAUACAAAUUUGAUUCCUCGGUCGCUGAAUUCGAUCAUAUCUGCUGUUUCGGCGUUUAAUUUAUGUUUCGCGUGGUUUUUGGAUAAACCCUAAAUUUUCGUGCUGCUGUGACCUGCGUUUGAAUAUGAGUUGAAGUGGUAUGAUUGGUACAUGAUCUGUUAGUGUUGAGUUUAUAAUGUCCGGGAAGUCUAGGUUUGAAGCACCUGCUAGCCCGGACUCGGGUUUUGCAGGCAACUUCAGCAAUGGGCAGAGAGGCAAUUAUUCUGGUUCCACUGGUGGUGCUGACAGCCGGAUGUUUGGCUAUGGGAAGGUUACAUCUCGUAUCAGUGGUGCGGGAACUGGGGAGAUGCCUCCGCUGUCACAAUGUCUGACAUUGGAUCAAAUUAAGAUGGGUGAUCAAAAAUAUCCACGGUCAGGUGAAUUAAGGAGGGUUCUUGGAAUUUCAGUUGGGAGCACCUUAGAAGAUAAUGCUUUUGGUGCUACGCAUUUGAAGACUUCUCCUCCUGUGUCUACAGAGGAGGUAAAACGCUUAAGAGCUAAUCUUGCAGAUACAUGUGGUAAAGCUAGUGGCAGAGCAAAAAAGUUUGACGAGCUCUUGCAUAAAUUGAAUAAAUUUGGUGAAGUCACAAAGAAGCAGCUACGUAAUGAGGCAUUGACAAAUGAAAGAUCAGGUAGUUCGAAUUUAAAGAUGGGAACUCAGGUUCAUAGAGGCCUUUCAGAUCAAGCGACUCUGAAGACAGAGGAUCGCACUAAAAAUGUUAAUCUAAAUAAGCGUGUUCGCACAUCAGUGGCAGAAACUCGGUCUGAAUUCCGGGGCAAUGGUCAACCCAGGCAGCCGUUACUAAUGACAAAAGACCGAGAUAAAGUAAAACAAAGUAAUGCAUCAACUGAUACGGCUGAAGAAAAGAUUCGCAGAUUGCCAGCAGGAGGUGAAGGCUGGGACAAAAAAAUGAAAAGGAAACGCUCAGUUGGUUCUGUCACUUCAAGACCCAGUGAUAAUGAUGGCGAACCGAAACGAAAUGUGCAUCAUAAAUUUAACAGUGAACUGGGGUUAUCAUCUUGUGAUCCACAUAGUUUGAGAUCAGGAACAUUUGGUGGUGCUGGUGGCAAUAGCAAGUUGGAGGGUACUUUGUCUACUACUAGUGCUCGUGCCACACUGAAAAAUGAACGAGAAAAAUCUCCUCUCUCUAGGGGUUUUACUGCUGGGUUAAAUAAGGAGAAAGCUUUAGCAAAAGGAAGCAUUAAACUCAAUAGUUGUGAGGAGAGUCAUGCUGCCAGUCCCAGUCCAAUAACAAAAGGAAAGGCAUCAAGGGCAUCACGAAGUGGUUUGGUGGUUGGAAAUAAUUCAUCCCCUACUAUUCCUCGUAUACCUGGAACUUUGGAGAGCUGGGAUCAGCCAUCUAAUCUAAAUAAAAGCCUUUGUAUAGGUGGGGCCAAUAAUCGCAAGCGCCCAUUGCCUGCAGGGUCCUCCUCACCACCCAUAACUCAAUGGAUUGGACAGAGGCCUCAAAAAAUUUCUCGGACAAGGAGGGUUAAUCUUGUAUCUCCAGUUUCAAACAAUGAUGAGAUGCAAAUGUCGUCUGAGGGAUGUUCUCCUUCUGAUUUUGGUGCUAGAUCAACUUAUAACACAGUAAAUGGUUCUCUUCUAUCAAAGGGGGCAACCAGUGGCACCCAAAGUUUCAAAGUCAAACCUGAGAGCGUUUUAUCCCCUGGCAGAUUAUCAGAAAGCGAAGAAUCUGGUGUUGGUGAAAACAGAUUUAAAGAGAAAGGUACAGUCAAUAGUGAGGGAGAGGAAAAAACAGUAAAUGGUAUUCAGAAUACCAGACCUCCUAUGGCACAUACGAAGAAGAAUGAACUUGUCAAAGACAACGUUGGUGAUGGUGUACGAAGACAAGGACGCAGUGGAAGAGGUUCGUCAUUUGCAAGAGGUGAUAUUUCUCCUGCUAGGGAGAAGUUGGAUAACUUAUCUAUGCCCAAGCCACUUCGGGGUAUGAGGCCUGCUUCUGAUAAGAACUGCAGUAAGUCAGGCCGACCUAUGAAAAAGCAAUCAGAACAGAAAGGGUUUUCUCGUCUUGGGCUUCCAGUGAGUGGUGGUUCCCCAGGUUUCACUGGGGAAUCAGAUGAUGAUCAGGAGGAACUCCUAUCAGCUGCAAAGUCUGCUUACAACUUUAAUAUUCAUGCUUGUUCAAGUGUAUUCUGGAAGAAAGUGGAAUCCUUGUUUACAAUGGUCAGUUCAGAAGAGAAGACGUACUUAUUAGAGCAGUUGAAAUCAGCCAAGGAACUUCAUACGGAUCUAACUCACAUUUCAUGCUCCAAUAAUGGUGUUAUGGGUGAUAAUGUGCAAGAUGAGAUUUCCGCCUCUGAUGUUCUUUCUGAUGACCAAGAUAGAUGCAAGAAGAAUUCAAUUGAAUCAAAAGAAUCAGCUAAUACAUCAUAUGUUGUAGAUAGAUUCCAAGAGUCCAUGUUAUAUGCAAAUCUAGACUCUGACAGAAUACAGAGCGAAGAAACUUCACUUUAUCAGAGAGUAUUAUCAGCUCUCAUUGUGGAGGAUGACAUUGAAGUAUACGAGGAAAAUGGUUUUGAAAAGGAUUCACCUGAUGAUGCAUCCCCUUUUGUUGAUUCUGGAAAUAAAAACAGGGGAGGGAUGGAGUUUGAAUGUGAGUCCAGAAUAUCUGUUCAGUUACAGAAAAAUGGAACCACAAACAGAUUCGCUCAGUGCAAUGGGCAUAAUUCUUGCAAUAGCACACGUGCUCAGGAUCCUCCUUGUAGUACAGAAGUGUUGCUUGGUGAUAGUGGAUAUACACAUUCAGAUGCCAGACUGUUGGUUGACCUUUCUAGAUGUAAUGACGACUGUCCAGAAAAUUCAUUGACAAGUAGCUUUGACAUUUCCUCCUUUGAUCACCAAUAUGCGCAAAUGCCUGUUAAUGAUAAACUCUUGCUGGAACUGCAAAGUCUCGGCCUUUGUGUAGAAACUGUGCCUGGUUUAGAGGAUAAAGAAGAUGACAUGAUCAACCAAGAAAUUAUGCAGCUAGAGAGGGGAUUGAGUCAACAGAUUGGUAGAAAGAAGACACGCCUGGAUAAAAUGGCCAAGACUAUGGAAGGCAGAGAAGAUGUGGAUUGCUGGGACCCGGAGCAGGUUGCAAUGAAUAAACUUGUUGAGGUGGCUUACAAAAAGCUCUUGGCUACUCGAGGAAGUCUUGCUGCCAAAAUCGGGGUUCCUAAGGUGUCGAGACAGGUGGCUUUGGCUUAUGCGAGGAGAACACUAGCUAGAUGUAGGAAGUUUGAGGAAUCAGGAACAAGUUGCUUUAGCGAGCCAUCACUUAGGGACAUUAUUUUUGCCCCCCCUCAUCAGAUGGUUGAGGCUGAGCUUUUAACAGGGCCCUUCAUUGGCAGUGCUGAUGGAGAUAUGGAUUCUCGUGAUACAUCUAAUCACCAGUCUGAUCAGGCAUUUGUUAGAACCGGGCCAAUUUCAAACAGAGGAAAGAAAAAAGAAGUAUUGCUUGACGAUGUCAGUGGCACUGCCUCUCGGGCAACGUCCACUCUGGGUGGUGCAAAAGGCAAAAGAAGCGAGAGAGAUCGGGAUUCAGCAGCGAGAAAUGAAAUUCCCAAAGCUGGGCACUUAUCGCUGGGCAACUCAAAGGGCGACCGCAAGACCAAAACAAAGCCAAAACAGAAGACAGCUCAGCUGUCUACAUCAGGGAAUGGAACUUACAACAAGAAGUUUUCAGAACCAGUAAUGCCUCUGAAUUCUGGAGAAUCGGGCAACGCUAAUGGAAAGAUGAAAAUCGAGGGUAAUGUUCCUUUAAAUUCACCCAGACAGCCCAAGGAAUCUGCAGACUUGUCAAAUUUGCCAUUAAACGACAUUGAUCAGAUAGGACUAGAUGAUGCACCUGAUAUCGGUGGAGCUCAGGAUUUGAAUUCUUGGUUCAACUUUGAUGAUGAUGGCCUACAAGAACACGACGACUGUAUUGGCCUUGAAAUACCCAUGGAUGAUCUUUCAGAGCUAAACAUGUUUUAGUUGUCACUUACCGGUGUACAUUCUUGUGCAUAAUAUGAACUGCUAGGGACUGGAGAAAACAUUUGAUUUCUUGUUUGGACAGAAGUGCUAGCCCUAGCUAUAUAUAAUGCCCAAUUGGUAAACUGUAAUUAUGCCCAUUCUUUUUGUAUACUCUGUUAAAGUCUCAAAAGCAAUGCUCACAGAACUCCAAGUUUUGUGUAGUUUAGCCUAUAAUGAAUUUUGAGAACAUUUUUUUAGUGAGCAAUUUUGCUAAAUCUAUUUUUUUCCUUUCAUGUUUAGUCAUCAA
Molecule: messenger RNA, 4367 nt
Organism: Ipomoea nil (Japanese morning glory)
Lineage: Eukaryota; Viridiplantae; Streptophyta; Magnoliopsida; Solanales; Convolvulaceae
Exons: 16
Coding region: 239-4081 (1280 amino acids)
Source: RefSeq, a predicted model, not a curated record